Drosophila ficusphila is the source of this 4700-nucleotide messenger RNA. RefSeq names its product SR-related and CTD-associated factor 4 (gene Isha). Gene Ontology annotation, molecular function: RNA binding. The coding region runs from base 218 to 4165 and encodes 1315 amino acids. The transcript is spliced from 10 exons. Gene Ontology annotation, cellular component: nucleus. Lineage: Eukaryota; Metazoa; Arthropoda; Insecta; Diptera; Drosophilidae. The record is from RefSeq and is a predicted model, not a curated record.
CAUGGCAACCGUCAACUUUACAGGUGUGGCAACGCUCGAGGCACUAGGGCAGCCAUUUUUUUCACGCUUUGUAAAAAACUUUUUUAAAAGUUGUGGAAAUUGUAGAAAAGUCAAAAAAAACAGUGCCUGACCAGUUUUAAUCGCUUGUGCAGACCGACCAAAGUAUGCAAAACUAAAUUUUGUGUGUGCGCGCCGUGAGUGAACCGAACAAUUGAACAUGGAAACAGUGGUUGCCUUCAACAAUGAGCUCUCCGGGCUCUAUGACACCCGGCCGCCCAUUUCCAAGGCCAAGAUGGCCGCCAUCACCAAGUCGGCGAUGCGAGCCAUCAAGCUGUACAAGCACGUCGUCCAGAGCGUGGAGAAGUUCAUCCUCAAGUGCAAGCCGGAGUACAAGGUGCCCGGGCUGUACGUGAUCGACUCGAUAGUGCGCCAGUCUCGGCACCAGUACGGCAUGGACAAGGACCUGUUUGCGCCCCGCUUCCAGCGCAACCUCACGGAAACCUUUGCCAAUUUGUUUCGCUGCGCUCCGGAGGAUAAGAGCCGCAUUAUCCGUGUGCUGAAUCUGUGGCAGAAGAACAACGUCUUCAAGUCAGAGGUUAUCCAGCCGAUAUUUGACUUGGCCGAUCCGAAUCACCCCAUCUACCACCAGAUGCCGCCGGUGGUCGGUGGCGGCGGACAGGGAGGCAAUGUAGGUCCCGGACCAAGUAGCAGUGGGGCCCUCAGCCUGGCGGACAUAUCGAGUGGACCCAAUGGCCUGAACAGCUCGGGAAUGGGAAGCAUGGAGCUAAGCAUGAGCAGCGCUGCGGGAGAUGAUAAAAUGGGCGCUAUGCCCGAUUUGUCGCUGGGCCAUGAGAAGUUUGGCGGUGGCAGCAGCAGUUCUAAGCGCCACUACUCGGAUCAGCACUACUCGAAGCGCCAGUCAGGAGCCUCGUGCUCGUCCAAAUCUAGCAAGUCGCAUCAUCACAAACGGGAUUACGUGAAGAGCUCGCACGACCUUGACUACCAAGUGCGGGAGAUCAUCGAAGACGAGGACGACAACCUGCAAAUGCUGAUGGGCGAUGACCACCACUGCAUGGGCGACGACUCACCGCCCACUUCAUCCAAGCUGUUAGACAACAACAAUCUCAAGCAGCUGCUGAACGAUCCUAAUGUGAUCCGGCAACUGCAGACGCUGCAGAACUUCCAGAAGUUCAAGCAGCAGGAGGAGAACCAGAAGCAUCGCUAUCCGGAUGAUGCACUGCAGCAGCACUUCCAGAACGUAAUGAAGGGAAAUGCUGGCAUGCCGCCGGGCAUGGGAAUGGGCAUGGGCAUGAGCAUCAAUUUAAACGACAGCAUGGACCUCAACAAGGAUGUCGAGUUCAUAUCGGAGCAACAGACCAUCGAGGUGAUCAACCUGGAUGGUGCCGAUUCGCGGAGUCCGACGCCCGACCGUGAACGCUACAAGCGCAGCCGCCGGAGCAGUCGCAGCCGCUCGAGAUCUCCGCGUGGACGAGGGGCCGGGGGAGCCGGAGGAGGUGGUGCCGGCGACCGAAGGAGACGCAAUUCUCGGUCCAGAUCGCGCAGCCGAUCGCCACGUUCCAGCCGUCGGAGAGGAUCGCGCGACCGGGAUCGCAUGGAUCGAAGCAACAGGGACAAGGAACGCGAGCACGAGCGUGAGCGUCGCAAGAAGGGCUUGCCGGAGAUCAAGAAGGAGCACCUCAGUGUGUGCAGCACAACGCUGUGGGUGGGGCACCUGUCGAAGCUUGUCUACCAGGAGGAGCUGUCCGACACCUUUGGCGAGUAUGGCGAUAUAGUCAGCAUAGAUCAAAUUGUUCCGCGCGGAUGCGCCUUCAUUGUAAUGAAUCGACGCCAGGACGCUCACAAGGCCAUGCAAGCGCUGAAGAACCACAAAUUGCAAGGACGCGCCAUCACCAUUUCGUGGGCUGCCGGCAAGGGUGUGAAGAGCAAAGAGUGGAAGGACUUCUGGGACCUCGAACUGGGCGUCACCUACAUUCCUUGGUCCAAACUGGGUCCAGAUACGGAUUUUGACGCCCUGGAGGAAGGCGGCAUGUUUGACGAGGACACCAUGCCCAUUCAGAUGAAGCAGAAGAUCAAUCAGGCAAAGAACGCCGGCAAGGACAACAAGGGUCCGUCCGUUGCUGAGGUAGCUGGUGCACCAGGUGUUGGUGUUCCGCCACCAGGUCUGAUCUUUGGCAUCGACACCACCCAGCCACCGCCGGUUGGCCCAGUCGGACCUGUAGGUCCGCCACCCGGUCCGGGUGCACCACCUCCGGCUCUCAUGGGCAUGGUUAGGGGACAAUUCCCGAUGGCGCCACCCAUGGGCAUUAACAUGCCCCCGCCGAUGAUGAUGCCGCCAACGAAUUUACCGCCACCGAUGAUGAUGCCAACGACCACCAUGCCACCGCCCAUGAUGAUGCCGCCAACUAUGAUGCCGCCUGGUUUUCCAGGCAUUGGUGGACCUCCGCACCCCAUGGGAUUGCCACCAGGAGCUCCGUUUCCACCGCCCGGAGCUGUUCCACCCCCGAUGCCCGGCGGCGGACCUUCUUCUGCAAAUAGCGGCAACGUGAGCGACGAUCAAAUGGACAUCGAGAUGGACCUAGAGGACGCCCCUCCUCCGCCUCCGCAACAACAACCUAACUUCAAUCCGUCGCCCAACAAUGCCGAGGUGUCACCAGCGGCCUUGGCAAAUGAGAUGUUCCAGCAACGUGAUCGCGAUCGUGACAGGGAUCGCUCUCGAGGUCCAGGCAACUCGCGGUGGGGCGGCCGAGAUGAUGUGGUCGAAGCGGCCGAGCGUUGGCGCGCCGAGAAUGGCGGCGGUGGAGGUGGUGGACCUGGACCCGGACCUGGAUCUGGACCAGGACCGAACGCAGCCUUCAACGAGGCUCGAGCGCGUCUCAACCUAAACCCGAUUGAUCACGGAAUGCCAAGGCCGGACUUCAUGGAUUUUGAGAAUCGUGGAGGACCUGGAGGACCACGGGGAAUGGGACCACGUGGAAACCAUAACGGCGGCCCUGGGGGCGACUUUUUCCCGCCAAACAUGAAUCACAAUCGAUUUAAUCAGCCCACCAGCCUGAUGCAAAUGCGCAUCCCGCCACCGGCGGCCUUUAAUCAGCGCAUGGGCGGUCCGGCUGGAAACGGUGGGAACGGCGUCGGACCCAUGUUCAUGCGGAACCAAGGAGGCGGCGGUGGCGGACCAGGCGGUGGUGGACCCGGCGGUGGCCCGGGAGGUAGACAGCAAGGACCAGGUUUCUUUAAUCCUCGGAACCCCUUCAAUGACAACCAACGUGGACGCGGAGGGCAAGGAGGAAGCGGAGGACGUGGCAUGGGCGGAGGUGGCCCUGGCGGUCGAGGGCGUUGGAGCGACGAUGAAGACGAGGGCGGUAACAACUUUAAGCGACGUGGUGGUCCGGGUGGUCCUGGUGGAAAUCGAUUCCGCGGUGAUCGCGGAGGCGAAAUGAUGGACGAUCGUCGUGGCAACAAUCAGCGAGGCGGUCGCGGAGGUCCGCGUGAGGAUAGGGAACGUCCGGGCUUUGGUAACAGACGUGGUUCGCGAGACGACAGCAACCGGCACUCAAUAAGUUCCACUGAGGAGGGCAGCAAGCCGACUCCGGCACCGGAGUCCGAAGCUAAGCCUAAAAAUGCUGAAACGGCAACCGCCAAUGCCAAUGUAGGAGCGCCGCCCACGACCACGAGGACAGACACCGAGGAGGACUGGGACCAGGAGCUUCAAGACUACGAUGCGCGAAUGGAAGCUCAAAAGCCAGUUGAAGUUACUUCUCUGACGACAGAUAGUCCGUCUCAAGAACAGAAACCGGCGGAGGAGACCCAAAGCUUUGCCAGGCCAGCUGAAAUUGCGAACGAUUCAGCGGUUGCCAAACCGCCGAUAGAAACUUCAGCCGCCUGUACACCGCUCUAUGACGAGUUGCCACCGCCAGCGAUCCCCCAGUCCCAGGCUCAAUCCUCGAGAGAAGCCGAUAUCUCUCCACCCAGCCCGGAGCCUAAAGUUAUUCACACAGAGGCUGCGCCCAAAGAGGAAUCGGUUCCAGCGCCGGCUGCGGAACCCCAAGCGUUGGCUCCACCUUCAGAGGAGCCCGAACCACAAGCUGCGUCCGCCGAAGUCGAUGCGGAUGCCAAAAGCGAUGCCGCAGCUGAAGCCGAAGCAUAGACGACAGACAGAUCAACUGAGGAACAAACGCAACUUUGAGCAAAUUCAACAGAAACUGUAAUUUAUGAUUUUCCUUACCAAGUAACUUAAGUGUAACUCCAUACAUGCGAAAAUUUUACCAUUUUUAACCUGAGAUUACGCAGCAUUUGUUGACGAGAGUGGGUCGGACGCUUUUUAAAAUCAGAUUCGGUUCAAUUCGCGUAAUUUAACUUGUCGUACAAUAGGAACCACAACUAUCAAGGACUACGUGGAGCAACAGACACACACAGAUAUAGCAAAUAACUAGCAAAGGAAACGAAUUGUAUGGACAGGAAAUUGACAGGGGAGCUUGCGAAGAUGUAGAAGCCCAAUCAUAAACAAAUCAGCAAUCGCAAAACUUGAAAUGUUUAUUAUUUUGUUAUGUAUUUAGUUUUAAGAGUAUAUUUAACACUCAGAUUGUUUCUAAUGCGCAGAUUCUAGGUACACGCAUAAUAAUGUACAAUUCAAAUAUACCUAUAUUAUCGGAUACUAUAAAAUAAAAAGUGAAAAACAUUAA